Molecule: messenger RNA, 1386 nt
Organism: Cotesia glomerata
Lineage: Eukaryota; Metazoa; Arthropoda; Insecta; Hymenoptera; Braconidae
Product: mediator of RNA polymerase II transcription subunit 13-like
Exons: 1
Coding region: 1-1386 (461 amino acids)
Source: RefSeq, a predicted model, not a curated record
AUGCCACCAAAUGUGAAUUCACCAUCAUUAAAUCAAGAAAACAACCUUACUGUUGGUAAAAACAUAACAGUAACAAGUAGAAAGAAAAUAAAUGUUACAAAUCCGGAAGAUCCACAGAACUUAUCCACACUCAGUACUCCUGAUCAAUCAAACGGUUUAGCAACUUUUACACAACCACUGCCGACAAAAGUCGCUACUGAAAGAUUAAAUGAUUCAAAUAACGUUACAUCAAAUAAUCAAUCCUUAAAUAAAAAUGUCUCUUCUCCACCGAACUCUGUUAAAAAUAAAAAAUCAAUGCCGCCAAAUGUGAAUUCACCAUCAUUAAAUCAAAUAAACAACCUUACUGUUGGUAAAAACAUAACAGUAACAAGUAGAAAGAAAAUGAAUGUUACAAAUCCGGAAGAUCCACAGAACUUAUCCACACUCAGUACUCCUGAUCAAUCAAACGAUUUAGCAACUUCUACACAACCACUGCCGACAAAAGUCGCUACUGAAAGAUUCAAUGAUUCAAAUAAUGUUACAUCAAAUAAUCCAUCCUUAAAUAAAAAUGUCUCUUCUCCACUGAACUCUGUUAAGAAUAAAAAAUCAAUGCCGCAAAAUGUGAAUUCACCAUCAUUGAAUCAAGAAAGCAACCUUACCGUUGGUAAAAACAUAACAGUAACAAGUGAAAAGAAACCAAAUGUUACAAAUCCAGAAGAUCCACAGAACUUAUCCACACUCAGUACUCCUGAUCAAUCAAACGAUUUAGCAACUUCUACAGAACCAUUGCCGAGUAAAUUCGCUACUGAAAGAUUAAAUGAUUCAAAUAACGUUACAUCGAAGAAUCAAUCCUUAAAUAAAAAUGUCUCUUCUCCACUGAAAUCUGUUAAGAUUAGAAAAUCAAUGCCAUCUAAUGUGAAUUCACCAUCAUUGAAUCGAAAAAACAACCUUACUGUUGGUAAGAACAUAACAGUAACAAGUGGAAAGAAAAUAAAUGUUACAAAUCCGGAAGAUUUACAGAACUUAUCCACACUCAGUACUCCUGAUCAAUCAAACGAUUUAGCAACUUUUACACAACCACUGCCGACAAAAGUCGCUACUGAAAGAUUAAAUGAUUCAAAUAACGUUACAUCAAAUAAUCAAUCCUUAAAUAAAAAUGUCUCUUCUCCACCGAAAUCUGUUAAGAAUAAAAAAUCAAUGCCACCAAAUGUGAAUUCACCAUCAUUAAAUCAAGAAAACAAUCUUACUAUCGGUAAAAACAUAACAGUAUCAAGUAGAAAGAAAAUAAAUGUUACAAAUCCGGAAGAUCCACAGAACUUAUCCACACUCAGUACUCCUGAUCAAUCAAACGAUUUAGCAACUUUUACAACACAACCACUGCCGAGCAAAGAGAGGAGUCGCUACUGA